Messenger RNA from Saccostrea cuccullata (small rock oyster), 4417 nucleotides. Its product is annotated as rap guanine nucleotide exchange factor 4-like. Gene Ontology annotation, biological process: Ras protein signal transduction; positive regulation of GTPase activity. Gene Ontology annotation, molecular function: guanyl-nucleotide exchange factor activity. Gene Ontology annotation, cellular component: plasma membrane. NCBI's taxonomy places the organism in Eukaryota, Metazoa, Mollusca, Bivalvia, Ostreida, Ostreidae. The transcript has 29 exons. The coding region runs from base 465 to 3524 and encodes 1019 amino acids. The record is from RefSeq and is a predicted model, not a curated record.
GAAGGCCAAGCCACAUAUAAUUGGCUCUUCACUGUGAUUCUUGUAUCACUUCAUGGUCAAUAUUUUACUUGCCAGCUGCAGAUACCUAUGAAUAUAUGGGCAUUGAUUACUUUUAUCGGGGAGCAUGUAGUGAUGAGCUCCUCUGACACGGGUAGAGAGUGGAUUACUCAUUAUAACCAGGCUGUCUUUGUCUCCUAAUAACACUUGCUGGUUGUAGUUAUACUGGAUAAGUUUUAGUUAUUCAGCCACGCUUGGUUUUCACAGUCAUUCCUGAAUCUGUCAAUUAGCGCCGGGAAUUCUAGUGAUUUUCUGUCAUGCUUUUAUAGAACAUGGAGGACUAUUUCGAUUCUUUUAGGGGAUGAGAAAAAUGUGACCCUUAAAAUAGGUUCUAGAUUCAGAAGAUUAAUAAAAAAGAAUUAAGGAGACUUUCACUGUGAGUGUUACCAGCCUAUGAAUGCCUAUAAAUGAUGGUCUCAGAGUGGAUUGCUUGUCUAGACAAAAGACCAUGUGACAGAACAGGGGAAGAACUCGAUCUGAUUUACUCACACCUGAAGAAUCUAAAAGCUUUUGAGAAGUUUCACCCAACCCUUCUCCAACAGAUCUGUGUCUAUGGGUACUAUGAAGACCUGGACAAAGGUGUUACAUUGUUCCGCCAAGGGGAUAUUGGGACAAACUGGUACAUUGUGAUCUCUGGAAGCCUGGAGGUUCUAGUGUCAGAGACGGGGGACCACAAGGAUGCUGUCAUUGUUAGCACACUGGUGCAGGGCACCUGCUUUGGAGAGUCCAUCUUGACCAACAAACCCAGAUAUGGCACAGUCACCACCAGAGAGUUUACCGAGCUCAUUCGUGUAGAACAGAAAGACUUUAAAAUCCUUUGGGAGGGGAGUAAGAAAUUACUUGAAGGAGUUAUCACCCCUCUGGAAAGGCUGUCCACAACAGCUAACCAGUUGCAAUAUUCGCCUGCUUUCUCCAGACCAGGAAAACGUAAAUCCUCGACAGCAGCGACACGGUAUAAUGGCCAGCCUAAUCCUGCAGCUCCCAUCACCAGUAUUCCUUCCGAAAAGCUCAAGAGAGCCGGCCAAGUUUUACGGACCGUUCUUCUGACUCGCGCUCCCCACAUGGUGAGGGACAGGAAGUACCAUUUACGUACCUAUAGGAAGUGCAUGGUGGGUACAGAGAUGGUAGAAUGGUUACUGCAGCAGAGUCCCAUUGUUCACUCCAGAAAUCAGGCUGUGGGCAUCUGGCAGGCUCUUUGUGAGGAGGGCAUCAUUGUACAUGUAUGUAGAGAGCAUCAGUUCAAGGACAAGUACCUGUUUUACCGGUUCUGUGAGGAUGACCAGGGGAUUGGGACGGUACCGACCCAGGCCCAGAAGAAGGAGUGUGAGGAGGAGCUACAGGACACACUGAUCACCCUCGCUCAGAUCGGACCAGACGCCAUGAUGAGGAUGAUCCUCCGAAAACUACCACAUGACAGGACGCUGGAUGACUUGGAGAUCAUCUAUGAGGAGUUACUUCACAUUAAGGCCUUGUCUCAUCUCUCCACAAGUGUCAAGCGGGAGCUAGCGAGUGUACUUGUCUUCGAGUCCCACGCCAAGGCAGGAACUGUGUUGUUUAACCAGGGAGAUGAAGGAAAAUCUUGGUACAUCAUUCUGAAGGGCUCGGUCAAUGUUGUUAUAUAUGGCAAGGGAGCUGUUUGUACCCUCCAUGAAGGCGAUGAUUUUGGGAAGCUGGCUUUACUGAAUGAUGCUCCUAGGGCAGCCACCAUUGUGUUGAGAGAAGACAACUGUCAUUUUCUCAGAGUGGAUAAAGAGGAUUUUAACAGGAUAUUAAGGGAUGUAGAGGCAAAUACUGUGAGAUUAAAGGAACAUGGCCAAGAUGUCUUGGUUCUUGAAAAGAUUCCUACAAAAUCACAAGCAGCAGAUGGAACUAUGCAAUCACACUACAAGUAUUCAGUUAUGGCAGGUACUCCAGAGAAGAUGCUGGAACACCUACUGGAAACCAGACUGGACAACACAAAGUCUGAGGAAACCACAGACAGCUUCCUGGAGGACUUUCUUUUAACACAUGUGAUAUUCAUGCCAACAGAAAAACUGUGUCCAGCAUUGCUUUCAUAUUAUGAUGCCAAGUCUCUAAAGACAGAAGAACAAGAUGCAGGGGACUAUGGGGUGACCCAGAAAAGGAGUGUCAUACAAUUUGUACACGAGUGGCACAAUCUGGCCAAGGACAUUUUUAAUGAAGAUGAGCAGAUCCAGGCCUUCCUACAGGAAUUACACAGUUAUGUGGAUGAAGACUGUGCUUGUUUUCCAUCCCUGGCUUCAGAACUAACAGUAUUGGAGAGCAUGAUGACAUGUAUGAAGGGUUAUCAGUAUAUAGAAAAGCCUGAAGUAGGCAAACGAAGAAUUUCUCCCAGUGUAAUGCUAACAAAGAAGAUGGCCAAUGAAUUAUAUAUAGACAGCAUCAACAAGAAAGAACCAAUCAAGGCCACAGAUGAAAAUAUAGUCAAGAUCUAUUGUGCUGACCACACAUACAGCACGCUACGUCUACCAAUGAACUCCUCCGUGUACACACUGAUAGAGCACGCUCGGGAAAAACUCGGACUGGGCUCAGAUGACCUAGUUCUUUGCGAGAUAAAGUCCUCGGGAGAUAGGGUUGUCUAUAAAGAAGAAGACCUCUGUGUUACAACAGGUCUGAGUCUAAAUGGUCUCUUAUUCAUCUCUCCAAGAAAACACCUGGAUGCUUUAACUCCCCACCCUGAACAGGAAGGACCAUCCAUAGGCACUGCCAACACCCUGGAACUUCUCAGCACAAAGGAAAUAGCAUAUCACAUGACAUUACAUGACUGGCAACUGUUUAUAUGUGUACAAGAAUAUGAAUUAAUAUAUCAAGUAUUAGGAAGAUCCAACUUUAACAAAAUUACGGCAAAUUUAGAUCUGUUUUUACGUCGAUUCAAUGAAGUGCAAUACUGGGUAGUAACAGAAAUGGUUCUCGCUCAAAAUGUGGGAAAACGAGUCCAGCUUCUGCGCAAAUUUAUCAAAGUUGCAGCACACUGUAAAGAAUUCCAGAACUUACAUUCAUUCUUUGCCAUAGUAAUGGGACUUAGUAAUAUUGCUGUUAGCAGGCUGUCACAGACAUGGGAGAAACUGCCAGGGAAGUUUAAGAAGAUGUUUGCUGACUUUGAGACCUUGAUGGACCCCUCCAGAAAUCACCGUGUAUAUAGACUGUCUGUCUCCAAGCUUACCCCACCCAUCAUUCCAUUCAUGCCAUUACUAAUGAAAGAUUUGACAUUUACCCAUGAUGGCAACAAAACCUAUUUUGAUGGAUUGGUCAAUUUUGAGAAAAUGCACAUGAUAGCUCAAACAAUGAGGAAUGUACGUAUUUGUCGAAGUCGAAGAUUAGAUCUUGAGCCCCCUACAACAGCCAAGUCGUCCACAGAGGUUCAGGAUUACAUCAGAAAUUUGCAAGUUAUAGACAAUCAACGAGUUUUAACUCAACUUUCUUAUAAACUGGAGCCUAGACGAACGUGAAGGAAUGCUCACAACAAUAGAAAACAAAACUGAAGUGCAAUUCUAUCUCAUGAUACAUACUCAAGAAAAGCAACUUAAGUGAAAUCCACAUAUUAUUAUAAAGCGUUAAUCAAGUUUGAUCUUUAAGUAUUAUUUUUACCCGGUUUCUAAUGUUGUGCAAACCAGAGUGCUAUAAAAAUGUAAAUAUUUAAAAAUAUUUUUCAUAUUGAAUGUAUAACUGAUUAAGUGUCCUGACAAUCAAAUAAAUCUAUUUUCUACUCAUGAAAAUCAAAUUAUUUUUUAGAGGUUAAUGAGAAGCUUCCAGUAUUGACACAGGUUUAUUAUGGUGUUUAUAUGGGCUUAAAGCUGCAUGGGUUUCAUUUUGCUUAUUUUUUCCAUUAGCACCAAUCAUGGUUCAAUGAAUGUACAAAUUCCUGCAUGUCUUCAAAAUAAGCAAUAAUACUGUAAAUGUAUUUUAUUUGGCGUGUAUGAUAUUUGGCGGGAAUUGAUUUUUAAACAAGUAAGCAUAGAUUUGAAUUAGUGCUUUCUGAAUGUGCUUUGUAUAAAUAUAUGAAACCAAAACAUUUAGCAUUGUACUUGAUUUGCGGAUGAUGCUUUCCGCGAAAGGCACUAAAUAGAAUACAAAGCCAUAUGUAAUACGUUUACAAUAAAUGUUACACAUGAAAAUGAGACACUGUUUUUUGAAAUUCUCUAGAUUGUUCUAUGCAUACAGUAAAACUCGUUUAUAAUGAAGUUACUGGUACCUAUGAAAUAACUUCGCUAUAUCUGUAAUUCAUAAAAUCCAUAUAAGGAAUUCGUUAAAUAUAUAUAACUGGGGAUCCUAGAUAACUAUGCCUUGAUUUUUUAAUCAAAUACAGCGCAAAUACCUUAUUAUAUCUAACCACCAACAUCAU